AUGUUCACUCAAAUGUACAUUCCGCUGAUUCUCAUACGUGUAGAUGCUAAUCCCGAGCUCGUUCUUCGAAGUCAUGCCGAGAAGGAGUUGGCGUGGAUCCGCAAAUACGGACGGCCGCGACACCCAUUCUAUCGCGAAUACGCUGAGUCAUUUGGAUACAAAAAGCAAGACCCUCAAGACCACGUUCAAUCGCUAGGAGAUUACAUGCGCCUCGUACCUCACCUUGUACCUAAAGACGCGACAGUGCAUUCGCCCACCCUCCGGCAUCCAGAUCUCUCUCCUAAUAACAUCCUUGUAUCUGACGAUCUUCAAAUCACCGGCUUCAUCGACUGGCAGCACUCCGAAGUUCUCCCCGCUUUCCUCGCCGCGGACAUACCAGCGGCAUUUGCAAACUACGCAGACGAAGAGUCUCGAAGCUUUACGGAGCCCAAACUACCGGAGAAUCUUUGUUUCAUGGCUGAAAAUGAGCGUGCUGAGGCAGAAGAACUAUAUCGCCGACGACACAUACAUUUCUGGUACCUUGGCCUGACUCAGGUGCUGAACAAGCCUCAUUGGCAGGCUUGUACACACGACGGAACUUUCAUGACACGUCAGGUAUUUUGCGAUGCCGGCGCUCCGUGGGAAGGUGACAAUACUCAUCUCCAGAUCGGUAUCGCAGAUGUUGUGGAGGAAUGGCCAGUGUUUGCAUCUGCCGCCGCAGACGGUACGGUUCCGCCAUGCCCCAUCGUCAUAUCCAAGCAAGAGAUGCAGAGAAGAGCAGAUAUGCGGAAAUCACUGCACGAAGGCAAUAUGUUUAGGGAAGAAUUAUGCGAGAAAAUGGGUGUAUCCCAUAGCGGAUACACAUCGCACGAAGACUUUGACUUAGCGAAAGAAAAAGCAAGCAAGGCAAAGGAAUGCAUAGUGGACAACCUGAAAGACGACCCGGAGGAACUGGAAAGAGCCUUACUUACUUGGCCUUUUGAUGACUAUGACGAGAAUGAAUAA
This is a messenger RNA of Alternaria infectoria, 984 nucleotides long. RefSeq lists its product as uncharacterized. The transcript has a single exon. Bases 1 to 984 code for a protein of 327 amino acids. Gene Ontology annotation, cellular component: mitochondrion. Lineage: Eukaryota; Fungi; Ascomycota; Dothideomycetes; Pleosporales; Pleosporaceae. The record is from RefSeq and is a predicted model, not a curated record.